AUUAAAUAUUAAAUUUCUGAAUUUUUGAAAGAUAUAUUUUUUUAAGACAAUCUAAAAAUAUGCAAUGACCACUAAUAAAGAAGAACUGAGCGAGGAUAAAGCACUACCGGAAAAGGAAUACAGUUUGAAGAAUUUAGAAGAUUGUGUACAAAAACUUUAUGAUUAUCGUGAUCAUUAUUUUGAACGAAACACGAUAGACGAUGCAAGCAAACGAAAAAAUGAUAUUGAUAUACAAUUAAAAAAUACACUGGAUGAAUUAGAUAAAUUUCAAGAUGUUAUACAAAAAGAGGAUAAGCCGAUGUUUUAUUAUUUAAAAGGUAAAUCGUUAAACGUAACUGCCGACUUUGAUAAAAAUGCCUUAGAUUUAUUAUCGAAAGCUGUGAAAUUAGAUCCAAAAUUAGUUGAUGCAUGGAACGAAUUAGGUGAAUGUUAUUGGAAGAAUGAUAAUAUUAAAGAAGCAAAAAAUUGCUUUAACGGUGCUCUAGCACAAAGACGUAAUAAAAUCUCAUUACGGAAUCUUUCGAUGGUAUACCGACAAGAAUGUGCAACGACAAAAGAACAACAAAUUGAAAAUAUACAAAAAGGUGUUUCAUAUGCAAAAGAAGCUUUAGAUUUAGAUCUAAAUGAUGGUAAUUCAUGGGCUGUACUUGGUAAUGCACAUUUAUCAAAUUAUUUUCUUAUUUCACAAAAUCCACGAACAUUAAAAAUGUGUAUGUCAGCGUAUAAUCAAGCUAAACGUGAUAUUAUCGCUCGAAAUAAUCCAGAUUUACAUUAUAAUGUUGGCAUAGCGUUAAAAUAUGAGGAAGAGUAUUUAGCUGCAUUAAAUUCAUUUAGUCGAGCUCAAGCUUUAGAUCCAACCUGGGAUUUUCCAAAAAUUAAAGAAGAACGUUUACUGAAAUAUUUAGAAAGUGUAAAUGAAUUAGUUGCGACAAAUGGACGAAUGAAAGGACGUAAAUUACAACAAUUGAUUCAAUCAAUCGAUAAUAAACCAUCAAUACAAGAUUUGCUAACAGUAAGUAUUUCAUCAUUAAAGCCAGGCAUUAAUAAGAACGUAAUAUUAUGUGGUAAAGUUGUAUGUUCUGUUCAAAAUGAAGAUUCGGUACCAUUUACAUUCUGUUUAAUUGAUAAAGAAUCAACAUGUAUAAUGGUAUCGGUGUAUAAUUUAGCGGAAGGUAAAGGUGUUAUUAUUGGUGAUUUAGUUGCCAUUCCCGAACCAUUUUAUUCAGAAGUGCAUGUUAUUUAUAAAGAUAAAACGUAUAAUUUUAAGAAAAUACGUGUGGAAAGUCCUUUAUCACUCGUUGUUAAUGGCAAAAAAUUAAAUAGGAAUCAACAAGCUGGCACUAGGAUGACAACCUUUAAGAAAAGUAGCUAAUAUUUUCUGAUCGAGUAAAAUAUUAAAAAAAAAAUAAAAUCAAGUGUAAUAGAGUAGUUGACCAUUGCAAAUUAUUUAGGAAAUUAAACAUACAAAUUUAUUGUUAAAAUAAAAUUAAAAACGAACUUUUUGUUUGUGCAAAAUUCAUAAUAUGGUAUUACACUAUUUUUGAAAAAGUACUUCAAAAUGUUGAUUUUGCUAA
This is a messenger RNA of Chrysoperla carnea, 1574 nucleotides long. Its product is annotated as tetratricopeptide repeat protein 5-like. Bases 65 to 1372 code for a protein of 435 amino acids. Lineage: Eukaryota; Metazoa; Arthropoda; Insecta; Neuroptera; Chrysopidae. The transcript has 2 exons. The record is from RefSeq and is a predicted model, not a curated record. Gene Ontology annotation, molecular function: protein binding.